Strongylocentrotus purpuratus (purple sea urchin) is the source of this 4468-nucleotide messenger RNA. Its product is annotated as solute carrier organic anion transporter family member 4A1. Gene Ontology annotation, cellular component: membrane. The transcript is spliced from 11 exons. The record is from RefSeq and is a predicted model, not a curated record. Lineage: Eukaryota; Metazoa; Echinodermata; Echinoidea; Camarodonta; Strongylocentrotidae. Gene Ontology annotation, biological process: transmembrane transport; sodium-independent organic anion transport. The coding region runs from base 372 to 2510 and encodes 712 amino acids.
UCAUACAAAGAGUUCUUUUUUCAGCCAUUCAGUUUUAGUAAAUAGGUUUCUACACACACGUACGUGUAUAUACUUCUACAGCCUUUUUGGAAAUAUCUCUGUUAUGACUGGAGUGUUUAACUUUCGCAUGUCUUUAUACUGAUGUGACUGCAUGCAAGCAAUUUAUAAUACUUUAAUUAAUAUUAUUUGACGGACACGUAGUACCCACCCUCGUCUUGAUCUCAAUUAGAUAGACGUAAAUGUGUGUGAAAUAGAAAAGGGAUCGGAGUGAACUGCAUUGUUUCCGGAUCCUGUUCGUUUUCACAAAGUACGUGCAGGACAGUGGAUACAGUGAGCAUUCAACCCACCGCGUUCACUGAACACUUUUAACGAUGUCGGGAAAAGAAUUUUACCAAGGCAACACCUCGACAUCGCAGGUAGCAUUAACUGAUCGGGACGAACUCGCCACAGAACAAGGCGUUUCACCCGACUCAUCCCAGCCCUCGGCGACGUCGCACACCGCCUCGUCAUCCUUACGGUCAUCCGCUGGCAGUGCUACACCGAGCGAUGGAUACGGCGGCGUGAACGGAGCCGUGGUUGAUGAUGACAGUGCACCGAAUCUUGAUUGUGGAUGGUUUGGAUGUCGACCAGGCUGGUUACAGAAACUCAAGAAGCCGCCAUUCCUGCUACUUUCACUUUGCUUCGCAACCAUUCUCCAGGGUAUGAUAGUAAACGGCUUCACUCCCGGUUCCAUCACAUCCAUAGAGCGUCGUUUCGGUCUCUCCAGCCAGAGCACUGGUAUACUUGUCAGCGUCUACGACUUCACCAAUAUCAUCUUUGUGCUCUUCACCGUGUACGUCGGUGGGCGUGGUCACAAGAUCCGAUGGGUGGGCGUGGGCUGCGUCCUGAUUGGUCUAUCCGGCAUUCUCUACGCCCUGCCCCACUUCACCACCCCGCCUUACUCCUACGUGGACGCGACCGGUGGGGGUAACAGCUCCUCCAGCGGGGUGUGUGAUCGCAAUGGAACCGGAGUGGGCGACACCUGCGAGACGCCGGGAGGGGCUUCGACUUCGGAUCUGUCCAACUAUAUCUACAUGUUCUGCGCAGCACAAGUGGUAGCUGGGAUUGGUUCCCUGCCUUUGUACACGUUAGGUCUCACAGCAAUGGACGAGUCCGUGUCGAACAAGUCAUAUGGACCUUAUUUUGGUACGUUUUUCGCGUGUGUCGUUCUUGGGCCUGGAUUUGGAUUCAUCUUAUCGGGUUCAUUUCUGAACAUCUUCACAGAGAUCAGCAUACCUGAAGGAGUGACGUUAUCCACGUCUGAUCCCGGCUGGGUAGGAGCUUGGUGGUUGGGAUUCCUCAUCGUGGGUAGCAUCACCCUCCUCAUGAUCAUACCACUCAGUCUCUUCCCAAGAGAGUUUCCAACUACAGCUAAAAUCCGCACAGAGAAAGCUAAUCAAGCUCACGCCAACUCGGGCACGGAGGAAACAACGAGAGCUGGAUUCGGAGAACGUCCAUCAGACCUGCUGAGGGCGCUUCGCUACCUGUUUACCAACCCUACCUUCGUAUUCACGUGUUUAGGGGGCGUGGCCGAUGCGCUGCUCAUUAAUGGAUUCAACGCUUUCUUGCCAAAGGUCUUGGAGAAUCAGUUCUCUUUAUCGGCUGGUUUCGCGACCAUACUUACAGGUAUACUGUCUAUCUUUGGCGGUAUUUUCGGUUCCCUGACCGCUGGAUUCGUUCUGAAGCGUCUCAAACUGGAUAUCCGAGGUUUGCUCAAGUUGACUGCAGCUGCUAGCUUCCUAACGGGAGUUUUAUCGCUUAUCUUCCUCUGGCAUUGUCCUCAGCAACAACUAGCCGGUGUUACAGUGACCUACGUUGACAUGGCGAGUCUAGGGACGGGCACAAACAUAAACUUGACAUCAACUUGUAAUUCCAACUGCUCCUGCGCUGUCGAGCAGUUUCUCCCAGUGUGCGCAGGGGAUACAAACUAUUUCACACCUUGCCAUGCAGGUUGCGAGACAGAUCAUGACAACGGGACCUACGCAAACUGUGCAUGUCUGCAAGAAUCGAUACAGACUGUCGAUUCGGGAUUGUGCCGGACGUCGUGCAGCUAUCAACCUUAUGUCUUCGCCGUAGUCGCUGCCCUGUUCGUCUUCUUCGCCUUCUUCGCCCAGAUUCCCGACCUCAAUGUCAUCCUCAGGUGUGUGUCCGAUUCUCAACGGUCCAUGGCUCUUGGAGUCAACUCAAUGUUGAAACGCGGACUUGGAUCAGUACCAGGUCCUAUCCUGCUCGGUGCCGUGAUAGACCAGGCCUGCAUCCUGUGGCAGGACGUAUGUGGCACACGCGGUUCCUGCUGGAUCUACGACAACGCCAACCUAGCCUGGAGGAUGGCCGUCAUAGCCGUGUCUUUCAAAGCAGCGUCGUGCUGUAUGUAUCUCUUGGCCAUGUGGUUCUACAAGCCCGCAGUUAAGGAAGACAAGGAGCUGGAUGAGGUGGCUGGCAAAGAAAACAGAGGUGCAAGCUUUGAAUAGGAACCAUUCAUGGCACAAUCAAGCCACAUGGUGAAAAACAUGCAGACUCAUCCGUACAGGCCUCAAGUGGUCUAGAGAUAACCACGGUGCCUGUAUAAUAAUUAGGAGCUCAUUCAAAGUCCUUAUGCAACAACUCAACAGUAAACUUACUUCUACAACACUAACGUCCUUUGGUAAGACGUAAUCUACAUUUGCCACACUCCACCCAAGUGAGGUAAAUAGUUGCCAAGAGCACUUUGACUUUUUAAUUAAAUUUAUUCAAAAUGGUUCCAUACCAGUUACAUAAUAUAUGGAAUCUCCUGAACGCAGCCUUAAGCCUCUAUAUUCAGUUGCCAAUUCUGUCAUCGUUUUGAGUUGGCCGGGUAAUGAUAUCAUGGGCCAGAAAAGGGGAGGAGAAGAAAGAAAUAGUGGAGAAAAGGCAUGGUUGAAAACGUGCCUCACAAUAUUGUCUUUCUUCGUAUAUACAUGGAUGUGUUUGCAAACUUGGCUGUUAACCCUGAGAGGGUCAAUAUGACGGUGACAAUACGAGAUAACGCGUGUGUGAUUAACCAAUGUUGGCAGUGGCAGCGAAACAACCUAGAUAGCACACGCUAUGCUAAAUCUAUUUUUGGAGAAAAAUAAUUUAGAUAAUUAAACGUUUCAUACCUUGUUUUCAACCGCCAUUUUUGUAAAUAAAUUUGUAUGCAUUUCUAUCAUUAAAAAAAAUAUAUGAUGUGUGUGACAGUAACAUUCUAAGAAUGCAGGGGAAUACCCGCUGGGAACGCCAUGACAAGUAACAAUUUUGAUAUCUUUCAGUAUUAAAAUGUACUCCCUUUUUAACUGACUUCACAAUGCGGUUAAUGUAUUCGCCUGUGUAACUUAAUGUAUUCACAUUAUAAGAUAGUGAAAGAUCAAUGAAUUCAAAUCUAUACGUUGAUGUAUGGAUAACUAUAUUCCGAUACAGAUGUAUUCUUAAAUCUAUGAUGAUGUAAAUUUGCAUUCCCAUCUCUAAAUAAUGAUCAUGACAAUACAUAUAAGCUCCAGCUUAAGACGGCGUACUUAUGGAUUUUUUCAAUUUUGAAACUUAUUUGGUUUUUUUAAGGUAUAACUUUUAAUGAUUUAUAUUUUGAUAUGAUUAUAUAUGUAUUUUUGUUACUUUAGUUGAUAAUAUAUAUAUAUGUACCUAGUGUGUAUAUUACAUUUUAUUAUGUUGAAAAUGCAGAAAUAGAAUAAAACAAACAAACGAAGAAUACUCAGUAAUUUUGAAUUGUAUAAAUAGCGCCUAUUUCAUAGGAUUAGCGCGCUAAUAUUCUCAUCUUUAUGCUAAUAUCGGAAGUAUUAAUCUUCCUAUGUUCAAGUUUGACAGUGCAAUGUAUUCUCAUCUGUAAAUUCAAAUACAUACAUUCCUAAUCGAAGAGCAGAAAAUGCCACUAUCUUCAAAAAUCUGACUUAAACUGUCUUUCACUACAUCUCAUACUGAUAACAAAGGUAUGUAUAUAUAUAUAUCUGUAGCCAUAUAUAGCGCUGCAUAUAGGCCAGUUUCCUAAUGUUAAACAAUUCAAUGCAUCCGUCUUUGUUAAGUGCCUCGUUACAAAUUAUUUCAUUCACCUGUUACGAAUAAUUGUAAUUCACGAGAACGCGUAUUGCAUACAUCACACGUUGUUAGGUAAGGCAAGCCAUGUUUGCCCAACCUAGCAGCAACUAAUUCAUGUAAUUUGCAAUCUGACUAUUGAGAUACAAUGAUAUAUAUAUAAAGGUAAUCGUGCAUAAAUUUGAAUAUAUAUAUUUGUAAUGGUCUAUGGACGGAGACUGAUAUCAUUAUCAUAUUAAUGGAUUUAUCAGGCAGAUGACAAAACAGUACUAUUUUUUGAUUAUUUAGAUGUGGUUUUACUUGGUUUGUAUAGAUUGAUCGUGACUGUUUAAUUAUUAACAUCAGACGAAAUAAAAUGAGGAAAGUUUUUCUCACAACAUAAUGUGUA